This is a messenger RNA of Onychostruthus taczanowskii (white-rumped snowfinch), 5615 nucleotides long. RefSeq names its product serine carboxypeptidase 1 (gene SCPEP1). Gene Ontology annotation, biological process: proteolysis. The record is from RefSeq and is a predicted model, not a curated record. The transcript is spliced from 13 exons. The coding region runs from base 56 to 1381 and encodes 441 amino acids. Gene Ontology annotation, molecular function: serine-type carboxypeptidase activity. Lineage: Eukaryota; Metazoa; Chordata; Aves; Passeriformes; Passeridae.
UGCCUCAGGGCGGGCCGGGCCGGCCGGUCCCGUGACCGCGGGAGCUGAGGGAGCGAUGGGGCUGCUCCGGGCUGUGACCGCGCUGUCCGUGCUGCUGCUGGCUGCAGGUGUAGUUCUGAGGCAGCCCCAAGAGCCCAAAGAGGUGUGGGGAUAUGUGGAGGUUCGGAGCAAGGCCCACAUGUUCUGGUGGCUCUACUAUGCAAAUAACCCAACCAAAGACUUCACAGAGUUACCUCUUGUCUUAUGGCUUCAGGGAGGUCCAGGAUCUUCAGGCUGUGGAUAUGGGAACUUCGAAGAGAUUGGUCCGUUAGACAAAGAAAUGAAACCAAGAAAUACAACCUGGUUGCAGGCAGCCAGUAUCUUGUUUGUGGAUAAUCCUGUGGGCACUGGAUUCAGUUAUGUGGAUGAUUGUAGCUUAUUUGCCCAAAACCUUACCACAGUAGUUUCUGAUAUGAUGGUUUUUCUUGGAGAAUUCUUCAAGCGUAGAACAGAAUUCCAGACCAUCCCAUUCUACAUAUUUUCGGAAUCUUAUGGAGGUAAAAUGGCUGCUGGGGUUGCUUUAGAGCUGCACAAGGCUGUUCAAAAAGGGACCAUAAAGUGCAAUUUUAUGGGGACUGCUCUUGGAGACUCAUGGAUUUCUCCUUUGGACUCUGUGCUGUCCUGGGGACCCUAUCUUUACAGCACUUCUCUCCUUGAUGAUAAUGGUCUAGCAGAGGUGACUGCUGUUGCCAAAGAAAUAAUGGAUGCAAUAAAUAAAAAUCAAUAUGGGCUGGCUACUGAGCUCUGGGGCAAGGCUGAAGGUAUCAUUGAAGAGAACACAGACAAUGUGAACUUUUAUAACAUCUUGACUAAGGAGGUUCCAGAAGUGAAAUCAGAUGAACAGGAAAAUUUCCAUCUCAUGCGGCUUUACCAGCGCCAUGUCAGAAAAAUGCAUCAGAGCAGCCUUGAUGAGCUGAUGAAUGGGCCCAUCAGAAAGAAGCUGAUGAUCAUUCCUGACUGUGUGAAGUGGGGAGGUCAGUCCAGACAGGUCUUUGAGAACAUGGCUGAGGACUUCAUGAAACCUGUCAUCGAUAUCGUUGAUCAGCUUUUGGCAGCCAAUAUCAGUGUUACAGUCUAUAAUGGGCAGCUGGACCUCAUUGUUGACACCAUGGGCCAGGAGGCAUGGAUCCGGAAACUGAAGUGGCCUGAUUUGGAGCAGUUCAGCCAGAAAAGGUGGAAGGCACUGUAUGUGUCUCCAGAAUCUACUGAGACAGCUGCUUUCCACAAGGCCUAUAAGAACUUUGCUUUCUUCUGGAUUCUCAAGGCUGGGCACAUGGUACCAGCUGACCAAGGAGAGAUGGCACUCAAAAUGCUCAGGAUGGUGACUCAGCAGCAGCACUAGGGAAGGGAGGACAUCUGGUCUGACUUCCUGUCCAGCAGCAGGGCUCUGGAGGAGUGUGAAUCUGGAUCCUAAGCCAAAGGAGGCACAGUGGCUGUUUGGGCACACAGCCUCCCUCAUCUUGCUGCUACUGUGCACAAGUGCUUGUGGAAAGGUGUUUUUUUCCUUGAAUGAGUUAUUGCUUUUGGAUUUUUUAAGCUGUGAUUUGCUGCCUUAACACUGUUCAUAAAUGACUCUUCCAGAGGGAAGUCCCCUGUCAUAAAGAACAAGCCUUGAACCUUUGCCUUGGAAGGAUUUUGUGCUCUUGCCCUUCCCUGAAUGCUCCUUUAUCUGUUUGCACACCAAGAGUAAAACUGAUUUGACUUCAUUUGCUCUGUGUUCCUCUGGGAGAGUUGAUCUGCUUCAUGAGGCUGUGGAAUGUUCCUUCCUUUGUCCUCAGGCUUGAGUCACCUGGCUGGAUUCAAGAUGAAGACAGAGGACCUGCCCUAGAGGAAUCACAGUCCAUCUCAUCUUGCUGAGGUGCCUGAAUUAGGAUCCAAGAUUCUUCAGACUUCCUGUGCUCUGGAGAGAGAAAAACAUCCCACAGAGGAGGAUUUGUCCCUUUUCAUCUGAGCAUCUGUUUCUUGUUUCCAUUCUUCUUAAUGCCUACUGCUCAAACUUUGCCUUUAACACCUAAAGCACAUCCAGCAGGAAUUCCUGCUAUUCUGUAUCCUGAAGCAGAAGGCCUGUUAAUACCCUCUUGUACCAAAGAGUCCCAACAGACAGAAGCUUCUUAAAACCUUCUGGGUUUAGCCAGAAAGAAAGGAGCGUUAUUUAAGCAAUAACAGCAUAAUUCUGAAAUACUAUAGGGCUGUUAAAAAGAAGGAUACACAAAAUCUUAAUCCAUGUCUUUUGGAGAGAAGUCUUGCAGAGACCUAUUAUUUUGAAACAUUUCUCUUUUUAUAAUACAUAGUCAAGAAGAGACUUGGUCAGACAUCAUUUGACUUUUGCUAUGGAGCAUGAAGUAGUUGUUUUUUAUUGGUGUCUGAUAGGAGGCACAACAGCUCCUUCCAGCUCUCAGAAUCCUAAAUAAAUAACAACCUCUCACUUACUCCAGCCACUGAAACUGUCAUGAAAUACCUGAUAGCAUUGUCUUAGCAAGAACUGAGGCACUGUUCUGGUUAGGGCAAAUUGCUGAGGAAACUCCAAAAGGGGUCCCUCUAGAAAGGAGAUUCAAGCCCUUCCCUCUACUGGUUUGGGAAAAAUUUCCUUGGAGAAAAGUGGGGAAAAAACUGUUUCUUUAACAAGCAAAGUAUUCACAAGCAUAACAAAAUACUAUUAAGCAAUAACACCUCUCUCUGUUCUGAAGAGAUGGCAAAUUCAGGAAGUCCUUGUUGUGGGGUGUAGCUUGGCUUGCUCAGUCUGUUAUCAGUCCCUCUGAGGCUGGAAAAGGCUGUCCCAGGCCCAGGUGGGCCACAGGUGUGAGUCCCAGUGUUUUCUGGAUUUUCAGUCCAGAGCAGGUUUGAACAGUUCCAAGAAAAAAAAAAAAAAAGUAGCACACAGUCCAGGGGACUUCACUGCCUCAGCUAGCUAAAAAAAUUAACUAAAAAGCAAAGGAGAGCUCUCUCCUGCUGUCUGUCCGUGCUGCAGACAACACAGUCCAGGAGAAAAAAUGCUGAAGCACUCUGUCUCUGUUUUGAAAACAACUGCCUCAGACAUUUCACUGCUUCUCCUUCUCCCCCCACUUCACUCUCAGAUCUAGUUUUAAAGGUGCAAAGCUUAUUUCUGGGCCGAAUAGACAAAUGGGGAUACAAUUCAGCAUCAUAAAGUAACUCUAGGACAGGAAAAAGGCUGUGUGAGCAUACAUGCAAUCAGCCAGCAGCUGCACUAUUGGUACCUAAUAAUUGCUUUCCUCUUGAGAACUUCAGCAAUGCAGAUCCAGAUUUGUUUUUUGAAAUACUUUUUUCAAUAAAUAGGUCUAAUCUAUCUCUCUUCAGCAUCACAUUGAUUUCACUGCUUGAAAACGACAUUAUUUUCUGUUUUGGCUUUUAGGUGAACAGAAGGAGGUUGCUACCAGUGUAUAAAUUUGCAUAUCUGCAUUCUUUUAAUAUUUUUAAAUAAUUUUCCUAGCAAAUCAGUAUGUUUUUGCCUGGGUAAUGUGUGGUUUGGGCUGGGAUGGAGUUAAUUUUCUUUCUAGUAGAUAAUAUGGGCUAUGUUUUGGAUUUGUGCUGGAGAUUGUUGAUAACACAGUUGUGUUCUAGUUGUGGCUGAGCAGUUCUCACAAGGCCUUUUCUGCCCUCACCAGACCCCGCCAGUGAGGGGCCUUUUGGGAGCACAAGGAGUUGGAGGGGACACAGCCAGGACAGCUGGCCCUGACUGACCCAAGGGACGUCCCAGGCCUGGUGGUGUCAUGCUCAGCUGGGGGAGAAGAAGGAAUGGGGGACACUGGGGGUGAUGCUGUUUGUCUUCCCAAGUAACUGCUGCAUGUGAUGGAGCUCUGCUCCUUGGAGACAGCUGCACUCCUGCCUGCCCAUGGGAAGUGGUGAAUGAGCUCCUUCUUUUGAUUUGCUUGUUGCCUAUUAAACUCUCCUUAUUUCAACACAAGAGUUUUCUCACUUUUACCUUUCAGUCUUUCCCCCAUCUGUCGUGGGGGGAAGUAAGUGGGCAGCUCUGUGGUGUUUGUUUGCUGGCUGGGGUUAGACCAUGACAGCAGUUUGAGUUGGCUGCUCCUCAGUCCUGUUAUGUACAGCAUUCUGCAUUAAUCCUAAAUUAAUACUAUAGGGCCUGAGAGAGGAAAAUAGUUGAGAAGGUGGUCUCUUCAGAAAGCAGCAUUUAGUGCUGUUCUCACCUCUCUUUAUCAAAUGGGACAUUGAUUCAAUUGCCCUGUGCUGGUGCUCAGUCACAGGCUUGAGGCAUCUGUUCCUUUUUCUGCUUUGUUUUAGCUUCAGCAGGUUUUUCUGUUGGCAGAGACAGCUUGUGAGGAAAAAAGAUAGUGUCAAUAAGGCUGGUGGUAACGAUUUGUUGGUUAUAGGGGCUAUGCCAAAUCUAAAUGUGCUAGAAUAAAAACACUUGCUUAUUGAGUCAGGCUGUUAACUAGGGUUCAUUUAAAUGCAAACAACAAAGCAGCAAUCCAUUAGCAUCAAGGAAGAUUCGUUUUACUCCAGUAAAGGCUUUGUCACGGGUGUGUCACAGCUCUGGAUCAUCACAAAGGUAGGUCACCUGUCCAGCAGAUGCUCUAAGAAAUCAGUUGCUUUGAAAGGAGUUCAAGUCCUGCUGUGUAUCUGAUUGGCAGUGACAUCAUUUGUGCACUUUGAUUUCAUGCACUGUGCCUUUUCCAGAUGAGGGCAGUCACUUGGCAAACCCAUUAGAGUGAUUCAUGCUAAAUAUUAAUAAGAUAUUUUACAGAUGCUGGAUCAGUCAGAAGAAAACAGCCCAGUGUUUGUAUUUCAUCCUCUGCAGCUGCAGGCUCUGAUUGCAUAGGUAGCCUGACAGACACUGACUUAUUUUGCUCACCAUCAGUUUAAGUUAAUUUUCACAGAAACAGAUCUCUGUUAACAAUCAGUAAUUCAGCAUGCUGCUUCAGCAUGAACAGUUUUGGCUUUCUAUAACAAUCUACCUUCUCCAAGCCAGAGAAAGAAACCUAGAAGUUUCUUUCAAAGCCACAGCAAAAGAAGAAUGUCUGUGUACUGAAUCAAGAUGGAAAUCUUGGAGCACUUCUUUAUUGUCAUGUUGUGUCUAUUAUCCUGUAAAUAUUCUUAUGUAUGGCAGCACAAUUUUUAUGUGUCACUUCUGAACUCUGAGAUAUAUUAAUAAUUUUCCAGAAGGGAUUCAGGAAUCGAGUAGCAAUUUAUCUGGCCCACAAACUGAUGCAGAAACAGUAAGAACUUCAAUAGAACAGAGUUCGCCCUCACAAAGUUUCUCUGAACCUGCUUUUAGCGUUUGCUGUAUGAUAGACUUGAUAGUUAAGGAGUAGUUACAGGUCUUGUGGAGGAACAAUGAACCAUUUGGUCAUUGCUUGGAGAGGAUUUUUCCUUUGUGGUGGGUGUUUGAGGUAGGAGAGAACUGUGUUGGCAGGAGAAGGGGUGUGUUAGCAUGAACAGCCUAAUGCAGCCGUUUUCAGCCAGUCACCUCAAACAUUACCAAGGAAAGCAGAGCAUCCUUACAUAUUUCAUAUAUUGGCCAUUACUCUUCAUUGUGUUUAAGUAAUUCAGUGGCAAGCACUAGCAUAAUUGAUUUUUGAAUUAACUACAGCAAUGGU